Messenger RNA from Mauremys mutica (yellowpond turtle), 5487 nucleotides. RefSeq lists its product as uncharacterized. Bases 539 to 4108 code for a protein of 1189 amino acids. Lineage: Eukaryota; Metazoa; Chordata; Testudines; Geoemydidae. Gene Ontology annotation, molecular function: guanyl-nucleotide exchange factor activity. The record is from RefSeq and is a predicted model, not a curated record. The transcript is spliced from 8 exons. Gene Ontology annotation, biological process: positive regulation of Rho protein signal transduction.
AGGGACUGGGAGGCAUCUGCAGGAUGCUCCUGGUGAUGCCACAAGACACUCAAUUUUCUGCUGAGCUUCUCAGUCAUAGAAGUCAGAGACAGGAAAGACCCAUUAGCUCAUUUCAUCCUUCCUCCGCGGCUAGGGGAAGAUGGCUCCUUGCAGUUUGUGCUCCAGCUCUUCCCUGCUGCUAGAACUUUGCACCACAGAACAAAUGACUAUAUAACCGUUGAUCACAGAACAUCCUGAUCAUCCUAUUUCUUUGCUAUUACCUGUGGGCUUCCCGAGAGAGAAACGUGGAGGAGGGACACCUGAAGAAAACAAGGAAUUGCAGCACUGAGACGAGGAGACAGGGGGAGGAUGGGGUUUCCCUCUGUGCCUGGGCAUACAAUGGCGAUUCUACCCAUGUGAGAGCUCUCUAAUGUGAGUACCCAGCAGCAGGCUUCUGCUGUCUGUGGUCUGGACUUUGACUAUCAUCAAAGUGAUCUGCCAGCUCCCCCCUCGUCUCCCCGUAAAGGCCAGUGUGUUAGACCAUCCAUGUACAUUUGCUAUGACAUACAUCAGUGUUGAUGAGAGACAGGAACACUGCCGGGUGAUUUUGAGCUGCCAGAAUAAUCAGCUGUAUGCACAACAUGGCCUAAAGGAUUUUUCAAUUAGCAGCAUGCAUCCACUAAAGAACUUAGACACUCAGAUUCUUGCUGGGGACUUCAACCAUGUAGACUCAUGUUGCAUAGACAAGACAACCUUCGCCAGUGCUGCAGAAACCCGGCUGUAUCGGAGCGUGGAGAAUCUACACUGGGCGACAGCUGCAGACUCCAGUCUGUAUUCUCACUGCCGGAGCAUGGACAAUGAGCUCCUUUUCCACUAUAAAGGUGCCAGUUACUGGUCCGAAGGCUCUGCAGAGAGCGCCCCAGCACAGAGCACUGCAGACGCUUGCAAGCAUCUGCCCCUCCACCCCAAGCAAACGUCACCAUCUGCGCGAAACGUUCCCCUUCCUCCUUUUGCCAAAGUGCCUCAGUGGCUUUUCCCUUCCACGGAGGAGAGAGCCCUACACGGGGAUGCCAAAAAAGAACUGAAGGAGAAGCUUAGGAUUCACAGCGCCAAGGCGGCGGUGGACCCCUGCAAGCCCGUGCGUCCCCAAGCGCCUUUGACCGACCGGGUGGCGAGGGAGUUCUCAGAAUGCCGGAUGUGCCAGCAGUACAAAAACGGGUGCGCUGUACACUGCUGUGCGGUGUUUGUGGAACACACUCCCCUCAGUCAUGGCCCCGUAGCAGCGCUGGGGAGACAAAGGCCAUGUUUUGCAUGCAGGAUAACCAGUCCGGAAGACAUCAAGGAGGAAGCUCGGAGGAGGUUGCAGCUGAGAAGACAGAACAGCUCUCCGAGCCUGACUCUCCAUCAUGCCAGGGAAAACCAAGAGAUAGUCAAAUCCAGAACCACUGGAUCCCUGAAGGGUUGUGAUGGGGACACUGAUGCCAAAGGGCCGGCAGAGCUGAGCAGAAAAGAACACUAUAAAGGGAGGCUCUACAUCCCUACCUUUGAGGAGUUCAAGAGAAUGAGAAGCAAGGAGAUGCGUUUAUCUGCGGGUACCAAUGGGCCAACAAAGUGCCUGAGUGAGGGGUCUCUGACAAGUCAGACUCUAGAAAGGGAAAGCAGUAAGAACAUCUGCUCAGCUGUGCCACGAGAAGCCCUGGAGGCCAAACUCCCCAGCGAUUCCACAGCAACAGCGGACGACUACGAUGAUGUGUUUCAUGAAAGCCACAUCGCUGCCGGCUCUGGCCAUUAUCAAGACAUUCCAGCUGCGUGGGGCAGCUUCAGUUUGGUCAGCACAGCUGGGGCUACCCAGUGCCUGCUGAAAGACAGUACCUACCAGCUGUCAAGUGCAGAUAGGUCCCCGGUCCCUAUUUGCUCUAGCCCGAUUCCAAGGUCGCCUUUGCAGGCAAUAGCAAUCCACAGGGAGGGGGAGGAGGUCUGCAGUGAUGAGCAGCAGGGAUUAGACUCAAGACAACUGAGUGGAGUCCUUCACUUAGCUGGGCAGGCACUGGCUUCUGAAGCCCAUUCUUCUUGCUGUCCAUCGCUGCUGUUAGAAGCCACAGACCUAUCCAGCUAUGGAGCUAAGCUACAAAAAAUGAAGGAUGAAUUCAUAGGCUCAGCACUGGAUCUUAUUAAGAAAAGCUGCAGUGCCGAGACUGCCUCGGAGUCCCCAUCCAUGGGAUCAUGUGACCCUCAGAAAGCUGAUCUCUCUUCUCCAGAGGAGGACAGUGAUCAAUGUACAGUCAUUUCCAUGGCAACACGGACCUGGAAGAACAAGCCAAAUAAUGAGACACCUAGUGACACUCAACCUGCAGGAAACAAUUCCAGCCCGAGCUGCCGCAGAUCCAGCUCUGACAUUGCCCAGGAGACUGCGGACUGUGUCAAGGCCCAGCGGGAGUGCCGUCUGCGGCCUCAUUUCAGUGACCCGAUGCCAACAGACGCUGUGAAGAGAAAACAGCUGGAGCUGAAGAUUGCGGCAGCAGCCCGGCAACACGCGCAGAAGCGACGGCAGGAGAGAGACCCCGGUCCGGUGGUGGCUAAAGCCAACAUCCUCCAUGGCUGCAGCUUUGACGAGAACACCCAUUCCCUGCGCAGCUCCCUGCGAUCCAAGCACCGCUGGAGCAACGUCAGCAGCCUGAGCGCGGACAGCGGCAUUGUCGGCGUAACUGAUGAGAGGGAUGAUGCCGAGGUUGGCGGUGCGACCAGAACCAGAUCGGCAGAGGUGGAGAGGGCGGACAGCGGCAUCGGCCAGGCAUUGGCCAGGAAGUGGAAAAACAGGGCCUCUGAAACGCUGACUUCCUUGCAGGCCUGGGAGGCGCACCGGCCCUGCACAGACUGCGGUGAGAGAGAUUUCCCAGUGGAGACAGAUGCACAGAACCAGAACAAGAGAAGAGCCAACCUGUGUGCGAAGUGCCAGAAGCGCAGGACAGAGCGAAAGGAGUCGAUCCUGGAGUUCGUCAACACAGAAGCCAGCUACGGUGAGGACCUGCGGAUCAUCAAGGAGGAGUUCUACCUCCCGAUGCAGUCGGCUGGGCUGCUGACGCAGGAACAGCUGCUGGUGGUGUUCAGCAAUAUCCAGGAGCUGAUUGACCUCAAUGAAAAUUUUCUAGAGUAUCUCCAAGAAGAAAUUGACCAGGCUUUUGAUCAGGACGACGAGGACCUGAUGACUGUGUGCAUUGGCGAGAUCUUUUUGGAGUUUGUCAAUAUGCUGCCGGCCUUUCAGACCUACUGUCUUCAGCAGUCCUCUUCAGUUAACAUGCUCAAUGCCCUGGAGAAGGAGAAAGAGCUACUCAGAAUAUUCCUCAACGUUUCCCAGAACGACAACACGGUGCUCCGGCGCAUGAAUCUAAGAUCCUUCCUGAUGGCCCCCUUGCAGAGAGUCACCAAGUACCCGCUUCUACUCAGCAGGAUCAUCAAAGCCACCAUUGAGUACCACCCAGAUCAUGGCAGCCUGCGGGAAGCCAAGAGCCGCAUCGAGUCCCACCUGGAGCACAUCAACAUGAAAACCAAGCAGGAGGGGAAUUCGUGGACGCUGCGCUCCUUCCGCCAAGACAGCAAGAAGAACAGGGAAGUCAUCAACAUUGAGAUGAGGGAAACCGCCAUCAAAACCGUGGGAUGGCUGCGGGAGGAGACACGCUUUGUGAUGGAAGGGCUCCUGCAGCUCGCCCAGCCGCCUGAUGGCCAGUGGGUAAAGAAGGGCAGCAAGACCUUGAAAUUUCAGAACAUGCAGGUGCUGCUCAUGGUCAACAUAAAGCGAGUGUCUGAGUCUAGCCUCGAGGCUGCUGAGCCAGGACCUGUGAAAGAUGCAGUCCUGGUGUUGAUCAGGGACAAAAACAAUGGGAAGUUCAGUUUGCUCAGGGAGCCCCUGCGGCUGAGUAACUGCAUUGUCUCCGCAGACCCCGACUGCAGUGAUACUUUUGAACUCAUGGAGAUCAGGCGGGAGGCGUUCGUGUUCCGGGAUGGCGACAGGGCACGGACUCACCACUGGUUCCGGCAGAUCAGGAGGUACUCGAGGGAGCUGGGCUCUUGGAAGAAGCGGCGGAAUGCUCUGCCCAACAUCAUGAUAAGCACAUCCCAUAACAGGUCUUGAAAUCUAGGGAGAGGAUCAUGUUGGAAAAGACUAGGCUAAGCCAGUGAGACCUGCACAGAAAUAUCACUAGACUCAAUGAGUUGAAUUCACCACUGGUGUAACUCCACCAACAACUGUGCAGUUACACCGGGAAUGAGUCUGGCCCAACGAGGGUGAUAAUUUACUGGCAGCGUUGCAACCAGCUGUUGCAGCCUCACUUUGGAUUUCAGCAGGAAGGACUUACAUCCUAUUUGUGACUCACUUACCUAUGAUGAUUAGGCUUCUUAUGAGGAGCAGGUCUCUGGAAAGAAAAUAAUGAGCUUCAGUUGUUAAUAUUGCACUGAGGGCUAAUGGUGUCAGGCUCGAUAUUACACGGCUGUGAUGAAGAGCUGAUCUGGAUUGUGAGUGAGGUUGUCAUUGUUGCACAUAUUUCAUCAGCGUUAAAUAAAGCCAAGGUCAAAGCUAGGUGCAGUAUUACCAAAUGAAGGAGGAAGUUUGGACAGGGUAAGUCUCUAGUUUGACUGGUUUCCGUCCUCUCUCCCAAGAAAUAUAUUUCAUUGUCUGAUUCCUGAUAGGUUCAAUGAAACAUGUUGUUGGGGGGCAGGAGGGAAUCAAUCUUUCAUCUUUAAACCAAACAAAGUAGAUGCAGAUUUGUUCAGAUUUAAUCAGCGUUGUAUGCAUGUAACAAACCCAAAAAGCAGAAGAAAUGUACACAGCAUUCUCUCUCUUUCUCUCCCCCCAAAAUGCCUGUAGAACACUGUGGAAGAGCAAUAUCCCCUACAUUUAAAAUCAUGAGGUUUUUAACUGGCUUAAAGACAUGUCAGAAGACUGGAAAAUAAUGAUACAUCUGAAAUAUUUCAGAACUGUGGGUCUGUAAAUAAGGGUCUGUUACCACGUCUAGUGAACCUUAAAGUUUGUGAUUAUUUCAAGAUAUAAUCUAGUGUAUUUCAAAAGUUUAAAAGAGAAACAGUUUACAUUGUACUGUAGUUUAACAACAUAAAAUGUUUUAAUAAUUAUGUUUCAAUGACUCUAGAUGGGUGUUUUGUUUAUUUUGGGGUCCACCUGUUUUCUAGGGUUAGAAUUUGAUUGAUUGCAGAUAGCAUAAAGGUGAACAGGGAAGCACACAGCGCUGUUGUUUGCGCUCACUGAGCAAAAUUUAGAGGUGAGUCCAAGUGGGUUUAUGGGAAAUAUAGUUGGUGUAACACACACCUUCUUCUGGGCUCAGUAACCAUGUUCCCCUAAUCCUUACGAGACAACCUGACAUCAGUGUAGACUCUGACACUGGGGAAGGACUAUUUUAGAUUGAUUCUGACUAAUAGGGAGGAACUGAUUGAGAAUAUGAAGGUAGAAGGCAGCUUUGGUGAAACUGACCACAAAACGAUAGAGUUCAUAAUUCUAAA